UUUUCGAAAGAGCGAAUAUGGAGAACACAUACGAAGUUUCCGAUUUACUGUAUUCGGAUCGCGAUCUCGCGAACAGCCAGUGUGUGUGUUGAUCUGUAAGCGUGAGGAUCGUCGCGUCUUUCUUUGCGUACUGCAUCCAAAAUCACAGUUUGCAUUUGCUUAGUGCAUUGACUAAAGAAUGUUCACCUAUAGUUAACUGAUCGAUGCCCUGAUAUAGGCUGUGUUGUGUGGGUAUCAGAAUACCGAUAACAAUUAGAUGCGCCGAUGAAAAUCAGUGUUCACUAGUUCACAUGCUAUGAUUAAUUAGCGUAUAGAGGGAUAAUUCGUGUAAUUUUAUAUGCGGUGUGCGGUCAAUCAACGGAUUUGCUAAGCAACAGUAGUGUUAUUGAUUGCAAAUUAUUCCUACAAACAUCGUGGACAUUGCUUGGUGGUAUUCAAUCAAAUCGCACAAAAAUCCGCCGCUAAAUGUGAUGUCACUCGAAGGAACAGGAAGCUGAAUGAGAUAAACCAACGGUACCGGAAAACCAUUCCAAGGCUAACCACUGGUUGGAAAAUUGAUAGCAUAUCGAAUAAUGUCAUCACAAGUUUCCAUCUUAUUGGCGUUGGUCUUCACACUCAGUAGAGUCAGUAUAGCACGAACACAAUACCUGGAGUCUCCAUGUCCGGAUAUAUUCACUUACCAGGUCGAUCCAAACACCAAGCAAAUUUUCGGUUACGUCGAAAUCGACAAUAUUCAAGUGGGUCAAACGGCUAAACUAAACAUAGAUCUGUCGAUAGCAACGCAAUUGGCACAGAAUAACGUUGGAUCCAUCACAUUAGUCAAGUCGAGAGAGUCCACUUUCAAUGACAUCGUUCACGGUAACCCGGCACAGUACCGGGUCAAUUUUCCACUACAGCACAUAUUGCCGAGCGUACUGAAUAUCGCUCUCAAUGGACAAACUAUAUGCACAGGAAGCCGCGCACAGGGACGAGUAAUAACCACUAUCAACCUCGAACAUACUCUGUACACACGGAUGGAACCAAACAGCUUCUCGGGCAAUAGUGGCUUCCAAUCUAAUAAUAACUUUCAGUACAAUGGUUUCCCUAACAAUAAUGGAUUUCAAAACCAAGGACCUACUGAUACUUCUAACCAGCUGGCGUACCCUGUACGACCCCAACAACAACCAGUACAACAGCGACCCCCGCCAAGACCCACACGACCGCAGUUUGUAUAUACGGAAUCAACAACGCCAAGACCUACGUUUGUCCAAACCAUGCCUACUCGCCCAACUCCCGUACGAACUACAGUUUCACCUCCGAUCAAUUAUUCCUGCGGCAAACCUUCUAGUUCUGGCUUCAACCAACUUUCGUUCAACGGCGAGCGCGUAAGCAAAGGUCAAUUUCCUUGGAUUGUGCCCCUGUUCGACCAAACUCAAGCUCAAACACCAUCCUACUUCUGCGGCAGCACUAUCAUCUCCAAUCGGCAUCUUAUUACAGCAGCUCAUUGUAUCUACGAUGCGGGCGAUUUCAUGACUGCAGAGCGGAUACUAGCCAUCCCGGGAAUGUACAACAUUGAUAAUUUCGUAGAUGAAAAUGCCAAUCUUAUGUACAUAAGUAGCGUACAUCCACACGAAGACUACAUCAACGACGAUGAUUUCAACGAUGCGGACAUCGCCAUUCUGCGACUCAAGACGGUAUUGAUCUACACAGAAUUCAUUAUACCGAUAUGCUUGUGGAACGAUGCCAAUGACCUGGAACGGGUAGUUGAUCAAGAAGGCAUCGUGGCUGGCUGGGGUCUCACAGAAAAAGGCUCUUCCACAGUUCCCACUUACAUCAAAGCCACAAUCGUUACACAGAGAUCAUGUCGUGACAAUUUGGAGAAGAUGCUUCCUAUAAUCUCCAGAGUAUUUUGUGGGGACGGCCACGGAUCAGCACCUUGCAAUGGCGAUUCCGGCAGUGGAUUUGUUCUCAAACGCGGUAACCAGUUUUAUCUGCGAGGAGUCGUUUCCAAGGGACAACAGGAUCCAGAAACUCUGCUAUGCAACGUAAAGAAGUUCGCUAUCUAUACGGAUGUAGCCAAGUUUCGGUAUUGGAUCAAGACAAUUAUGAGCUAGUAGAAUGAGUCCAUAAUAAGCGGCAGCCAUCUAUAAGACUUAUUUUUUUCCUUCAAAAUACAGAGAAAAUAAUCAACAAUUGGCUUAACCAAGAAUAGUCACGUUAUAGAAGUUUGAUAGAGGGAUUGUUGAAUUAUGUCUGUAGUGAAUGAUUGAAAAUCUACCAGAUUAUUUAUGUGUAAAUAGCAUUUAAUUAUGUAUAAACAUGACUACCUUACAUAUUACCAUGUAACAACUCAUUUAUUGACAGUAUGAAUAAUAAAAAAAUCUUUUCCGUUAAAGUUUCA
Molecule: messenger RNA, 2380 nt
Organism: Armigeres subalbatus
Lineage: Eukaryota; Metazoa; Arthropoda; Insecta; Diptera; Culicidae
Product: proclotting enzyme-like
Exons: 3
Coding region: 573-2093 (506 amino acids)
Biological process (GO): proteolysis
Molecular function (GO): serine-type endopeptidase activity
Source: RefSeq, a predicted model, not a curated record